Molecule: messenger RNA, 1608 nt
Organism: Micromonas commoda
Lineage: Eukaryota; Viridiplantae; Chlorophyta; Mamiellophyceae; Mamiellales; Mamiellaceae
Exons: 1
Coding region: 1-1608 (535 amino acids)
Molecular function (GO): protein binding
Source: RefSeq, a predicted model, not a curated record
AUGGCGUUCGACGCUCCCGAUCCGACUCUGUACAAUUCCUCGAUCGACAAGCUCAGCCGGGGGGCGCAGCACGCCAAGGCAUGGAAGGAGUACAAGCAGCACGGUACGCUGGGCCGCGACGAGGUCGACGAUGAGAAAGAUCGCGAGGAGGGCGUUGGAUCGGACGACGACGCUGACGAACCGGUGAAGGUGUACGGCAAGAGGUACCCGCGGGUUUGGACGAAAGGGGCGCACGGGGGUAAAUAUAAGAUAUCCAUGGGACCCGGGGCGCGGACCGGAUACGACGCGCUCGAGCAAAACCCCGACGGAAGCGCGCUCACCGUCGCCCCCGGGUACGAGAAACCCGACUCGGGAGCCACCACAAACUUCGUGGGUAACCACAUGACGCAGGGCGCGAUCGACCUCGUCCAGAACGAGCUGACGCGCCCGGACCCGGACGGCGACACGAGAAUGGCCCGUCUCGACGCCGCGCGAGGCAUCAAGCGCAUGCCCCCGCGCCUCCUCGCGCCGGACGAGCUUGGACCAGCUUCGAUACCGUCCCCUCCGACGGUGACGCGACCCGUGGAGAGGUACGCUUGGGCCGACGACGACGACGAGCUGGUCGUGGUCGUCAGGUUGGGGGACCUGCUCGGCGUCCCCGCGGAUAUGGAAGGCGCGAAGGUCACGUCAGAGCCGAGCGGCGGCGAGGAGCGGGAGCCCCGAACGCCGCUCGUGGUCGUCAUCCCCGACGUCGGCGGAGGGACCGACUCCGGCUCGGUGCUGACGCUGAGACUGGCGGGAGGGGUCGACGAGUGGACCAUGGUCAAGAACAAAGACGAGGUGAGGCUGGCGAUGGUCAAGUCGGAGUCGUCCAGAGGAAGGUGGAAGACGCUCCGGGCUCAGGAGGUUAUCUCCCUGGGUACGAAGGACGAUUCGAGGACGAUUCAGCCGCCGCCGGAUCUCGCCGCGUUGAGACGCCAGAUCCUGGAGCGCCGGGAGGGCAAACUCGCGAACCAACUCCCGUGGUUCGGCGAUAACAACCGCAAGUUCCUCGCCGCCGCCGCCGCUGAAGACGAUGCGGCCCCGGGCGCGGAUGUCGAGGCGGUCGGCGACCCGAUGGACGCGCUCAUGUCAGGCCAGGAGCUCGCUGCGCAAGGCAAACACGCCGAGGCGUCCGUAUUUUUCAGCAGGGGCAUCGAGCUCAUCGCUGACGAGGGUGACCCGCGGGCGUGUGCCAAGCUUCACGCCGCGCGAGCACGCGCCAGGGAACACCUCGGAAAUUUGAGGGCCGCAGAACAGGACCACACCGCGACGCUGACGGCUGUGGAACGAGGCGGUGCGGUGGAGCCUGAAGGUGUUGACGCUUGCUCAGCGCUGCUGGCGAGGGGCAGGUGCCGAAUGCAGCUCGAGGACUACGUCGCCGCGUGCGAGGACUUCACCGACGCGUUGCGCUCUAACCCGUCGUCUCGUGCGGCGUCGGAGGCUCUGCGCGACGCCAAGCGCCUGGCUGACCAACAGAGCAGCGCGCGAGAGAAGGAGGCCAAGUGCGCCAAGGACAUGCCCGUGCUGUUCGCCAAACCCGGAUUGAGGCAGUUUGAGCCACGGGGGAAGGCUGGAUCCGCGUUUUGA